Cricetulus griseus (Chinese hamster) is the source of this 686-nucleotide messenger RNA. The record is from RefSeq and is a predicted model, not a curated record. Lineage: Eukaryota; Metazoa; Chordata; Mammalia; Rodentia; Cricetidae.
GUUCCAAACAAUUGGGACCUGGGAUCCUCUAGAAGCCAGGUCGUGCUGCGACUGCGCUAAUCUCUUGAGAAUAAGCCUGCGCCUUUGGGCCUUUAAGCAUGCCUCACACUCCGGAAUCUUACCCUCACCCUGCGUUAAGUGAAGAAGACAUACACUUGGGGAAUCUGCGGGCUUCUAAGAACCUGCAGCAUAAAACCCCAACUCACCUUGCUCAGCAGCAGGAACCCUGGAAUCGGCUCAGCUCAACUCCCACAGUUAACUCCAUGAGACGAGAUGCCUACUUUUUUGAUCAUAAGAUACCAAAGGAUGACCUGGAUUUCCGCUUAACAGCCUUGUAUGACCACCACACAGAGGCCUUCAAGAACAAAACUGAGAUACUGUUACACCAGGAGACCAUUCAGGAUAUCCAAGGAAGCAAGAUCCAGUUUCCUGGAGAAUAUUUACACUGUCCUCCGGCCCCCGUCACUUCCCAGGCUAACAUCAGAUACUGGAUCAACCCUAAGAAAGAAUCCAUCUACAGCAUCCAGGGAUCCAUAGUGUCUCCUCACACUGCAGCCACCAAUGGAGGUUACUCCCGAAAAAAUGAUGGUGGCUUCUUCUCCACCUAGUGGUGACAACAUGGCUAAUUUCACCUUGGUGGAACAUCCAGUCGUCCUUCUUCAUUAAAUAGGUUUGUUCAAGACAAA